Linum tenue is the source of this 2381-nucleotide messenger RNA. Lineage: Eukaryota; Viridiplantae; Streptophyta; Magnoliopsida; Malpighiales; Linaceae. The record is from the annotation of a GenBank genome assembly.
GGUAACGGGCUAGAACUUGUGGGCUUCAUAGGCGUAUAAGCCCAUACGAAAUCCGGGAGGAAAAAGCAGAGAGAAGCGACGGCAACCGAAAGAAUCAAAGAAGGAAGGACGACGGAGGUCGGAGAAGAAGAAGAAGCAGCCCUUAGUAGGAGGCUUUAAUGGCAGCACCAAUGGCGAUGCACGGAGGCGGCGGCGGGUACCAUCAGCCUGCGACCCUAGAAGAAGUUAGAACUCUCUGGAUUGGCGACUUGCAGUACUGGGUCGAUGAGAACUACCUCAAUUCUUGCUUCGCUCACACCGGCGAGGUGAUUUCGGUCAAAAUCAUCCGUAACAAGUUGACUGGCCAGCCAGAGGGCUACGGGUUUGUGGAGUUCGUUUCUCAUCAGGCAGCUGAAAGGGUUCUGCAAUCCUAUAACGGAACGCAAAUGCCAGGGACUGAACUAACUUUCAGGCUGAACUGGGCUUCAUUCGGGAUUGGAGAGAGGCGUCCCGAGGCAGGUCCCGAGCAUUCUAUCUUCGUCGGGGAUUUAGCACCCGACGUCACAGAUUAUCUCUUGCAAGAGACUUUUAGGACUCAGUAUAUGUCUGUUCGAGGAGCUAAGGUUGUGACUGAUCCAAAUACUGGGCGGUCUAAGGGAUAUGGAUUCGUUAAAUUUGGAGAUGAGAAUGAGAGGAACCGUGCUAUGUCAGAAAUGAACGGUAUUUACUGCUCGACUAGGCCAAUGCGUAUCAGUGCAGCAACACCUAAGAAGACCAGUGGUUAUCAACAGCAGUAUGCUGCCACCAAAGGUGCAGCUGUGUAUCAAGCUCCCACAUAUGCAGCACCUGUCCAGGCAGUUGCAGCAGCACCUGAUACUGACCUCACGAAUACCACAAUAUUUGUUGGUAACUUGGAUCCUGCUGUCACAGAAGAUGAACUGAAGCAAACGUUUUCGCAGCUUGGGGAGAUAGUGUAUGUCAAAAUUCCUGUUGGCAGAGGAUGUGGCUUUGUGCAAUUUGCAGCUCGACCGUCUGCAGAGGAAGCCAUACAAAGGAUGCAGGGUCAUAUCAUUGGUCAGCAAUCAGUUCGUAUAUCUUGGGGCAAGAAGCAGGACCUUACUGCUACGUGGGGCCAACAACCCGAUCAGUGGAGUGCUUAUUAUGGUUAUGGACAAGGCUAUGACGCAUAUGGUUAUGCAGCUACCCAGGAUCCAUCACUAUAUGCAUACAGUGGAUAUGCUGGUUAUGCUCAGUAUCCUCAGCAGGUGGAAGGUGCUCAGGACAUGACCGGUGCUGUCCCUAUGGUGGAACAGAGGGAAGAAGUGUAUGAUCCCUUGGCAGCUCCUGAUGUUGAUAAGUUAAAUUCAGCUUACCUUUCUGUUCACGGUAAAGCUAUAUUAGGUCGACCGUUAUGGAUGAGAACCUCCUCAAUUUCACAAGCUUAGGUGUAGUUCAAUCAGUGUAAAGACUUGAAAGAACAGUACUGUAAUUGCUCCGGUUAUCGUUAGCUGCGUUUGCUCAUGUAGUAACUCUAUUUAACUGUCUGGUAAAGCUCUAUAUUCAAAGGUACUUUUGGCAAGAAAUGGAUCCAUUGCGUUGUUUUGACAUUGGAACAUGCACAAGUUUGUUGCCGGGUUCAGCCCAUGAAGCCAUUUUGACAUUGGGCAACAAUAUCGAAAGUUUCCAUAUUCAUCAAUAGACCUGUUUCUGUUAUGUUGACCAGAAAUUUAUCAGACUCUGGCGCUGGAUAUUUGCUUAGCUGCCAACUACAAGUUCUAUUUCUGCCCCGUCUUUUGGAACAGAUUCCUCCUUCAAAGGACUCUCUGGCUUCACUUUUAUCUUAACUGGUUUCCCCAGCUUUGAUUUGUCUUCUAGUUUAGCUAUUUCCAUGGCCCUUUCACAUACAGGGAACCCUUGAUCAUCCCAUGAUUCCAAUAUCACGCCGGAGCCUAUACAUAUUCUCCCAUUGUAGAAGGCUGCAAACUGCCCAGCAGCUAGACCUUGAUCAUCUUCCGACAACUGGACAACUGCAACUUCCUCAUCUUCACUCUGCUCUAUAGUCACAUUGCAAUUGUAGAACCCUGGUCCAUGCCGGACCUUGCACUGAAGCUGCCAUGUUUCCUGAGGAGGUCUAUCACUAAGCCAUUUCAGUGAGCCAACACGAAAUGAUCUCCUGUUCUUGUCGAUGGAGAAGUAGUUUCUUGAGACAAACACUACAUUGUUAUUCACAUCCUUCUCAACAACAUACCUGGGACCACCAGGAAGUCGAAGACCCUGUCGUUGACCAAUUGUGUAGAACCAAAAUCCUCUAUGCAUACCAAGGAAAUCGCCGGUCUCAGCUUCUAGUAUGAUACCUUCUCUCUCCCCGAUCUGUCUCGCAACGAACUCACUAAAUUUGAUCU